Molecule: messenger RNA, 2730 nt
Organism: Misgurnus anguillicaudatus (oriental weatherfish)
Lineage: Eukaryota; Metazoa; Chordata; Actinopteri; Cypriniformes; Cobitidae
Source: RefSeq, a predicted model, not a curated record
AAAGAAAGAGCGCGCGUGUGAUGUGUUUGUGUAUGCUCAGUGUUUUUCUCUCUUGCGUGUUUCAUUGAGUGUAAACAGAGUCUUGUCUCUGUGUAUUUUAGUGUUGAGACAUUGACGGUGAGAUGUGCUGUGCUGUAAAUGAGUAGGAACUGAAAAAGAAAGAGAUGGCGUUACUGGGGACAAAGCUUAGGCCAAGAGGAGAUUUAGCAAUGGAUCGAGAGGAUGUCGAUUGUUGUGAAUCUUCAGUGUAUGUGACUGAUGAUGUGAGUCUGGAUUCAGUGUGGAUGAGCAGAGAUCAGAGCCGCACACCACAGCCACUGCUGGACUCUAAACUCUCUGAAGAGAAAUCCAGACACACACAGGACUCCGAUCUCAGUCUGACUUUACUCUGUUAUACUGAGUCAAAGCUCACAGACACUCAGGACACUACAGUGUGUGACAGUAAACAGAGCUUACAGGAGGAUCAAACCUCCACAGAGUCUCUGGAUUCUGUCUGUAACGCUGGAGAACAGCAGCAGAUCCUGCAGACCAAACUGAAGAUGUGUUCAGUUAAACUCAUCGACUGCAUGAACCUCAUGAUGAAGAUUAAAACUGAACCCACAGAAAAUAAAAUUGAACCCACAGAAAAUAAAAUUGAACCCACAGAAAUGAAAAUUGAACCCACAGAAAUGAAAAUUGAACCCACAGAAAUCAAAACUGAACACACAGAAGAGGAAUAUGGAACUCAGGAAGAAGAUGAUUUUAUUCCAUCAGAUGUGAAGAGUGAUUCAUGUUUGGAUAUAGAAAUAACGUCCUCAACAUCAAAAGAGCGACUGACAGCACAAACUCUUUCCUGCAUCACCUGUGGAAAGACAUUCAGCUCACAGAGACAUUUAGAGAGACAUGAGAGAAAACACACAGAACAGAAACUCUUCACCAGAUCUGAGAUCAGCUUUACUACCUUACAAGAGAAGAAACUUCAUUCAGAAGACCACAGAGAGAAGAAGAAGAAGAAGCAGUUUCACUGUGAGCAGUGUGGGAGGAUUUGUGUCUCUUUCUCUAAACUAAAUAUUCACAUGAGGACACACAGCGGUGAAAAGCCUUUCAACUGCACUGAAUGCGGAAAUUGCUUCAGAACCAAAGCCAAUCUUAAAAUUCAUCAGAGAAUUCACACAGGAGAAAAACCUUACAAGUGUCCUCACUGUGAGAAGAGAUUUAGCUGUAAACAUAAUCUGAAGCCACAUGUGCUUUCACACACCAAUGAGAGACCGUAUCAGUGCAUUGAAUGUGGGAAAACCUUUAGGAAUUCACGUUCAUUAAAAAAACACCAGAAUACUCACAUUGAAGAGAAACUCUAUCAGUGUUCACACUGUGAUAAAUGUUUCUGCCAUAAAUAUCAGCUGAUAAUCCAUGAGAGUGUUCACACUGGAGAAAAAACUCAUCAAUGUAGUGUCUGUGGAAAGAGUUUUAAUCGACAUAAAAGUUUAGUGAUACACCUGACAAUUCAUACAGGUGACAAACCUUACAAAUGCUCUCAGUGUGACAAGACAUUUACCACUUCAGGUAACUUAAAUGUCCAUCAGAGAGUUCACACUGGAGAAAAACAUCAAUGUAGUGUCUGUGGGAAGAGUUUUAAUCGUCAUGACGGUUUAGUGACACACCAGAGAAUUCAUACAGGUGACAAACCUUACAAAUGCUCUCAGUGUGACAAGACAUUUACCACUUCAGGUAACUUAAAUGUCCAUCAGAGAGUUCACACUGGAGAAAAACAUCAAUGUAGUGUCUGUGGGAAGAGUUUUAAUCGACAUGACGGUUUAGUGACACACCAGAGAGUUCAUACAGGUGAAAAACCUUACAAAUGCUCUCUGUGUGACAAGACAUUUGCUUCUUUAUCUUACUUAAAAGUUCAUGAGAGAGUUCACACUGGAGAGAAACAUUAUCACUGUACUUUCUGUGGGAAGAGUUUUAAUCGACAGGAAAAUUUAGUGAUACACCUGACAAUUCAUACAGGUGAAAAACCUUACAAAUGCUCUCAGUGUGACAAGACAUUUACCACUUCAGGUAACUUAAAAGUCCAUCAGAGAGUUCACACUGGAGAAAAACAUCAUCACUGUAGUGUCUGUGGGAAGAGUUUUAAUCGACAUGACAGUUUAGUGACACACCUGAGCAUUCAUACAGGUGAAAAACCUUACAAAUGCCCUCAGUGUGACAAGAUGUUUGCUUCUUUAUCUUACGUAAAAGCCCAUCAGAGAGUUCACACUGGAGAGAAACCGUAACACUGUAAUGUGCUUGUCUUUCCUUCUCUGGGUGGAUAGCUUUAAUAUCCGAAUGAAGAUUCAUGUUAAUAGGCAUGUCAACCGCAUGCAGGGCUGCAUAGAUGGACUGACAACUGGAAUUAAAGUAUUGUGAGAUCAGACUGCUUGUUAUAAUUUCGAAUGGCUCUUGCGGCACAAUAAUGUCACUCGCCAGCUGGUCUGUGCAGCACUGCAUGAAGUUAAGAACAUGGAGGCCCCCUAGUGGUGCGGGCCCUACGCAGGGAGGAUCGGCUCUGAUCAUCAAUUUGACUUAUGACUUAUGAUGCUUAUAUUAUAGAGAUGGCAACCUUUUAUUAGACAACAUGCAACAGUCAACUUGGCUAGCAUGUAGCGCCGUUCAGACUGUAACGACUGUAAAGCCAGUUACCGUUUACAGUUUCUUGCCAGAUUAUAAGAUUACAUUUAAAUCUGUUCAUUAAAAACGGCUUCUGGUCUC